CCGUUUUCUUUCGUCAGCUCUGUUCUGUUCUAUAUGUGGCUCUCACGCUGCUUGUGGAAUCUGCUCCAAAUGUUUUCCAUAUUAGUUCAGAGCCCUGUAUGUUUUCGAACAGCAGCACUCGAGCAAGGUUCACACAGAGCGAGGGCUCCAGUGAGGAGGGAGGGAAGGGCAGGGCAGGGGGUGGCAGAGAACAGUCAGGCUAAGGAGAGCAAAAGAGGCACCAAGCAAGUAAGAAAAGAAAGGACAAUAAGAUAGAGGGAGUGAGCAAGAACUUCCAGUUGGCCUCAAAGGAAGAUUAAGAACCUCAGCCCAAGUGACGAGGAAUUAUGGGGUCUGGGAAGAGUCCAGUGGGGUCCUCUGGAGGAGGCAACGCACCCCCUGGCAAUGGGAAGAAGGGAAAAGCAGAAACCGGAGGCCCAGCGGUGGAGGAAGCCCAAAUGUGUUGUGGUUGCCGUUUUCCUUUGCUGGUCACUCUUCUACAGCUUCUGCUGGGUAUCGCGAUAGCAGGCGUGGCCUUCCUCAUGAUGGCCAUUAGCCCCUCUCUGCUAGCUAGGGAGACACCCCACUGGGCCGGCAUAAUUAUGUGUGUGGUGUCUCUGUUGGGAUUCAUUCUCUUCUGCAUCACCAGAGUACCUGAUGAGAGAGCGUCAGCACAAUUUAUCACAAAGCUCCUCUACUUCCUCCUGUGCACAGUGGGGCUUGUCAUCUCCGUGCUGGUCAUCGCCUUCCAGUGCCACCACUUCGCCCUUUCUAAAGGCCUUACCUGCGAGGAAAUAGGAGAGGACUGCAUGUGCACCCUGGACCUUGAAGAUCCUAUUGCCCGUACCUUUAACUACAGUGGUGUGACAGACUGCAGUGCCAUCAGGAGCACACUACCAAUGUACAACCUUCUGCAGAUGGUCCUGAACCUGGCUCAGGCCAUUGUCUGCCUGGUGGGGGCCUUCAUGAUAUGGAAGCACCGCUACCAGGUGUUUUUUGCAGGGCUACAGACAGGAUCCCCCUCUGCCCAGCAGUGGCAGAAAGUUUAGGGCACUGAGAAGUGAUCAUGUGGCGUGUGGGAGUGUUUGUGCCUUUAGGAAGGAAACUGUUUGCUGCAAUAUCUGCCCCAACGGCAUGCGAUUGAGCAAUUGAUUGAGGCUGUGUUUGUACUGCAAUACUAUACAAUUGUGGAGAUUUUUUUAAAGGUAUUUUUCUACAUUAGCUUUUUGAAAUUUUCCACUGAUCAAUGUAAACCAUCUUUACGUGUGCCACUGCCAAGGAGGGUAUUUUGUUUUUAUCUCUGAAACUAGUACAUGAUGCAAAACGAGACCUGUCAUUUCAGGAAAAUGAGCUGCACAAUCUGUUGUUGUUUCUGCAGUGGUAAUGAUACAGUCUGCACAAAAUUUCAUUUAAUCACCAGUCAUAAUUGUCUGCUUAGUCAAAGAAAAACGCAUCAAUGUGUAAUCAUUUCAUCUAAAACUGAAAUUUUAUGCUGUUGAUGUGCAGUGAGCUUCAAGCUUCUUUUCAAUGAAAUGGUAUAUUUGUUAGACAGUUGCUGGGUUUAUUGCUAAUACAUCUUAAUCUUUAAAGCUGACAGGAAUGGUGGGACUUUGCAAAAACUUUGCACCCACUUCAGAUACCCCCACUGUUCCAGCACAAUGUCCCUGGUUCUUCUUUCUCUGCUGGUGCUCUUAUGUGCAAAUUCUUUUUUUAAAUUAAGCAUUUCUUUUGCUUAUUAUUUUGCUUAAGUGUUUUUAUUUUAUUUUAUUUUUUUACUCAGAUUCAUAGCCACAAGGAAAUUUUGUUGACUAUUGCCUUACCAUGAGAUUAAAAUGUAAUUACUAGUGUUAUGGCCUACAACGUGAAUUAAAAUAUUAUUUUAUAUAGAAAAAGGUGUAAAUUAAGCUAUCUUAUAUAUACUGUUAUGUAGUGAGAAUACACACAAGCGUAUGUGCUAAUGGCCUGUCUUAAAUCGAAUAAGAUUUCUAAAGUACGAAACAAAAAUAUCAAAUUAUUGGAUACAGUACUGCUUUAAGAAAAGAACUGCUAAAAACACUGAAUAGCCAAAUAGAAAUGAAAGGUGUGUCCAGUGAUGAGACUGGCCAAGCUUGCGGACUGAAGUCACAGCUCACACAACCAGUGAACAGCAGCAUAUGAAGGACUGGGGGAGUUUAAAGGGGUUCUUGGACAAACAGCAGGUCACUGCCUCCAGCUACAUGAAACUGAAUAAGUCUUUUCCCUCUUUUUUUUUUUUUUUUUUUACAUUUUACAAUGUAGCAUUUGCAAUAGAAGUCUAAACCGUAUUUUGAAUUUGUAGCAUAGUAAAAAUUAAACAAGUGUUAAACUUGAAAACUAAAUCAAAAAUGCAAUAAGCUCUGUGCUCAUCAAUUCAUCAUUGUCAAUGAAACUUGUACCCAAAGCAUGAUUGUUAAUUAGAAUAAGAAGAGAGCUGAUUACGGGUGUUCAAAAGUCAUGUCUCUUCAAAGACAUCCAUCAAUCUGGUGUUUGGAAGAGAUACAACAUGAUGCUUUGGCACGGGAGAAAACAAAACCAGCCCUAAAUGAAUGCUUUAUAUGACUCAUCUUUCCUGUGAGGUGAUUUCUAAUAAAAGACAUUUACAUAACUCUCUUCCUCAUCCUCAAAUCGCAUGUCCUUUAAAAUUGAUUAAGUGAAUUACAUACUUUUUUUAGUUUCUGCCAUGAUGUCAAUGUGAAAUAAUCCUUCAUUGUAUCGUUUCUGUGUAUCCUAUCUCUAACACAUUUGAUCAAAUAAUAUUCAUAUAAUAAUAUUGCUAUUACAUUGCAACUACCAUAAAGGAAAACUUUCUCUUGUACUUCAUAAAUAAUCAAUUUCCUAGCAGUGUAAAUCUCCUGAAACCUGUUAAAAACAAUUUAAGAACAUUAAAGAAUAAUUACUGUAAUGUGAAAGAAAUUAUACCAUACUGAUU
This is a messenger RNA of Myxocyprinus asiaticus (Chinese sucker), 2926 nucleotides long. RefSeq names its product sarcospan (Kras oncogene-associated gene) (gene sspn). Bases 327 to 1028 code for a protein of 233 amino acids. Lineage: Eukaryota; Metazoa; Chordata; Actinopteri; Cypriniformes; Catostomidae. The transcript is spliced from 3 exons. The record is from RefSeq and is a predicted model, not a curated record. Gene Ontology annotation, cellular component: sarcolemma; dystrophin-associated glycoprotein complex.